This is a messenger RNA of Homalodisca vitripennis (glassy-winged sharpshooter), 479 nucleotides long. Its product is annotated as neprilysin-2-like. Bases 83 to 457 code for a protein of 124 amino acids. Gene Ontology annotation, biological process: protein processing. Gene Ontology annotation, molecular function: metalloendopeptidase activity. The record is from RefSeq and is a predicted model, not a curated record. Gene Ontology annotation, cellular component: plasma membrane. Lineage: Eukaryota; Metazoa; Arthropoda; Insecta; Hemiptera; Cicadellidae. The transcript is spliced from 4 exons.
UUAAAAGUCCUUCAGUGAUGUGUCAGAGGGAAUGCUGAGAGACUGCCACAUACAACAUUAGUUGUCGUUGUUCACUGGCAACAUGUCACACAAUGGCUGGGCUUGUCUCGUAAUAUUAUUUACCAUUGGUUCAUGUGAAUCGAUCCGACCCGUAUGCGAGACAGAUGAAUGUAAGACAGCUGCCGAUAGAAUCCUGAACUGCAUGGAUCCGUCUGUCAGGCCCUGCGAUGACUUCUACAAAUUUGCUUGCGGGAAAUUCCUGGAAUCUGCAGAACUACGUGAUUAUUUGUCAAGUAACUCUUCGUUCAUCCAAGUUAACGAAAUAGUGGAAGAUCAGUUGAAGGCUAUCCUUUUCGAAGAGUCAACACCAGAUGAACCUUACCCAUACAAGACAAUGAAACAUUUGUUUUCUCAGUGUUUGGAUGAAGGUAAUUGUGUGUGCACUAAAUUGCGAUAAGUACUUUGACAAGCUUGUAUGC